CACUACACGUACGUUUUACCUAUAAUUUCUCUCCAACACUGAACAUGUUUCUUAGUUGUGAUACGUUGUUUCGGUGCGGUUAAUGAUGACCUUGAAACCUCAGCUUUGUGUUUGAGCCUGAGAACACAACGCAUCCCCUCAUCACCCCCAACUGCUUUCUCUUUCGACCCGUCCUAUCAUCCCCGUCUGAGAUCCUCACCGUUAAUUAAUUCCCAGAUUGUACGUGUUACUAUAAGUACUAACUAACAUUUGAUCGUUUCAUCGAAACGGUGUUGCUGAAAGAAGAAAGCAGUGACAAUGGGAGGGUCUGACCAUGAGAAAGGUCGCGAGGUUCCCACGGACGGUGAGGAUGACUCGGAUCAUGGUGCCAAGUCAUCUUAUGCGACUGAGGAGGAUGAAGAGUUCGUUCAGAUGGGUCCUAAGUGCAGUAUCAAGGAGCAUCUUGAGAUGGACAAGGAUGAUGAAAGCUUAAGGAGGUGGAAAGAACAGCUCCUUGGGAGCGUGGAAAUCAAUCCAGAAGCACAAGAACCUGAUGUGAAGGUUUUGAGCCUCACAAUUAUCUCUGCUGGAAGGGGUGAUAUAGCUCUUCAGAUUCCUGAGAAUGGGAGGAAUCCAGAAGGCCUGUGGUUUACCUUAAAAGAAGGCAGCAAAUAUCGGCUCAGAUUCGCCAUCAAGGUCAGCAACGAGAUUGUUUGCGGCCUCAAGUACAUUAACUAUGUCUGGAAAACCGGAAUCAAAGUUGACAGCUCUAAAGAGAUGCUGGGAACGUUUAGCCCACAAGUAGAGCCAUAUAUACAUGAGAUGCCUGAAGAGACUACUCCCUCUGGCAUGUUUGCUAGAGGAACAUAUUCUGCAAGAACUAAGUUCAUAGAUGAUGACAAGAAGGUCUAUUUGGACAUCACCUACACCUUUGACAUUCAGAAGGAGUGGGCAGAAACAUCAUAGGAGAAGUAACAGAUCAUAUGGUGAUUUUGAUCACUGGGAUUACUCUAUCUGCACCCACUGUUAUCAAGUUAGGAACAUGGAGUUAUAUAUAUGGCAGCAGCCUUUUUACUACAUCCCCUAUCCUAGUACUUAUUCUCUGUUAGGUUUUUUCUUAAUUUUUACAAACUCUUUUUAUGUUUUCAGUCUGAAUUGAAGGGCUAUCUUCUGCCUGCCUUCACGCCUUAUAAAAGCAUUCAUUGAAAUUUUUCUCUUUUUUUUUUUGGAAUUUUUAUGAUCAGUGUUUGUUGUUAUGUAUUUUUAAUAUAAUUUCAUUUUAUUUUGUUCUGUUUAAA
This is a messenger RNA of Ipomoea triloba (trilobed morning glory), 1277 nucleotides long. Its product is annotated as rho GDP-dissociation inhibitor 1-like. Gene Ontology annotation, cellular component: membrane; cytoplasm; cytosol. The record is from RefSeq and is a predicted model, not a curated record. The coding region runs from base 298 to 945 and encodes 215 amino acids. Gene Ontology annotation, biological process: Rho protein signal transduction. Gene Ontology annotation, molecular function: protein binding; Rho GDP-dissociation inhibitor activity. The transcript is spliced from 4 exons. NCBI's taxonomy places the organism in Eukaryota, Viridiplantae, Streptophyta, Magnoliopsida, Solanales, Convolvulaceae.